ACUACCACUACUACACUCCCAACUACAGCUCUGAUUAAGACUACUACUACUACAAAACCCCAAACUACAGCUCUACCUUUCCAUACAACGACUACUACACUACCCACAGCAGCUUUACCUUUCCAUGCUACUAGUACUACUGCACCAUCCACCACACCACUACCUUUAAUUAGUAGCAGCACUCCCCUUAGUAAGCUACCUCUGCAGUUCUCUUUUCUAGUGGACCCACCUGUUCCUUCAUGUCAGGAAGGACUCUACCUGCCUCAUCUUGUGGCUCCAACACCUAGACACGGAGAACGCAUUGUGGCUGAGGUUCAGAAAGAACUGGAGAUCAGAGUCAAAGCACAGGCAUCACACUCAAUUAUCCAAAACAUCAUCUUCAGCGGGCCAUCGAAUGUCACCAAGCACAGGGACAUUAACAGUGAUUUUGUCAUCAGGUGGACACCAGUUAAAGAUGAUCUUGGAGGUCAUUUUCCGAUCUGCUUUGCUGUGGAAUCACAGAAUGGGUCAUCCGUCUAUCAGUCUGAGAUGAGGUGUGUUCUGGUGGAAAUUCGAAAAGAGCAAAUCAAAGCCCAAGUUACCUGCACUGAAACAACAAUGAAGGUGGAGGUUGAAAAGCAAUCCUUCUUUGGACUUCAGGAGGAUCAUCUUCGCCUUAGCGACCCCAGCAACACCAUCUGCAGCCUUGAAAGGAACUCCAACAGUAGCCACAUAGUCGCCAUCAUUCCUCUCAACGGCUGUGGUACUCAGAUCGAGGAAGACGACGAUUACCUAAUUUUUAAGAAUGAGAUCACAACAGUGGAGGACAACCCAACGGAGCUGGUCACCAGGAAACACUUGGUGGAGGCCCGUUUCUACUGCCAAUACCCCAAACGGGGCAAUGUGACCCUAAGCUUUUCAGCACACAGAAAGAACGUCACAGUUUGGGAGAGAGGUUUUGGCACGUUCAUCUACCAGUUUGAGUUCUACCAGAAUGACCAGUUUGGAGCCAUGUUUGACCCAAACUCCUACCCUCUGGAGUUUGACAUUGGAAACAGGAUCUACAUGCAGCUGGAUGCCAGCUCCUCUGUCAACAACACUGAGAUGUUUGUGGAGUCCUGCAGAGCUGCACCGUAUGACAACCCAAACUACCAUCCGACCUACUCCAUCAUUGAGAACGGGUGCAAAGUUGACCCAACUUUGCAGAUUUACUCCACACCCCAAAACAGACAAUUCAGGUUCAGCAUGGAGGCCUUCAAGUUCAUUGGACUGCAUGAUCAGGUGUACAUCAGCUGCACAGUCAUGAUGUGUGAGGCAGGAAAUCCCAACACCAGGUGCUCUAAGGGAUGCAUGAACUCUACAAUGACUCACAGCCCUGUUCGUAGAAAGAGAGAGGCUGUGGUCCAGAGUGGAAAGCAUUUGGUUUCCCAGGGUCCACUGCGUCUGCGGCGUGAAGCAGACCCCAAAGGAGGCUCAGCACCAAAUCUAAACCUGAACCUGGUAUUUGUUGCUGGAUGCCUUCUUGUUGCUGUUGGGAUGGUCUGUGGCGUCCUCAUCUUCAAAGCCAAAACCUCCAGGGUCAAAUAUCAACCUCUGCCCUCAUAUGAAAACUAAACCACCUGCAUCUGUCGGGCUGCUUUCUGGGGUUUUGGGAAUGUGGGAUUCUUUAUGAAGUUAUUUUAAUAUCUAAUAAAGGCUACAUUCACACUGCAGCCUGAAGUGACCCAAAUCCGAUUUGCAUGCCCAUAUGCGACCUGGAUCUGAUCUUUUCAUGGCAGUCUGAACAACACAGAUCCGAUUUUUUUCUAUCCAACCCAGGCCACUUGACUAUGUGGU
Molecule: messenger RNA, 1815 nt
Organism: Cyprinodon variegatus (sheepshead minnow)
Lineage: Eukaryota; Metazoa; Chordata; Actinopteri; Cyprinodontiformes; Cyprinodontidae
Product: CUB and zona pellucida-like domain-containing protein 1
Exons: 9
Coding region: 529-1593 (354 amino acids)
Source: RefSeq, a predicted model, not a curated record